AUGAACAACUUCACCGCCACUAUGUGGUUCAUGACCCUGGACAUAGCAAGUGGAUUCUUGGCGGUUCCGAUGACCGCCCGAGCUCAGCUGAUUUCGGCCUUCAUUUGCCCGCUCGGACACUUUCAGUGGAAGCGCAUGCAGUUCGGGCCGAUGGACGCCCCGUUGAUUUACCAACAGCUCCUGGACAAUUGUCUUUGGGGUUUCGUCCGACUACCCGCGGAGGUGUUAGAGUUCCUGGGAAUAUCUCCCGAUGACUCGAACCGGGUCGCCCCGGAGCAGAUGGGGCCUAUGCUGUCCUGGAGUUCGAACAUCGAUGACAUCAUCUACGGCGCUUCGUCCUGGGAUGACCUGUGCAAGACGCUGAAUGCCCUCCUGUGCCGACUGCGGUACUGGAAUAUUUCGCUCGGACGGAAUCCGGACGUCCCCAAAACUGGCGGAAAAUUCCUCAAUUUGCCUUUCACGAAGAUCCAGAAGGAAGUACAGUCCUUCCUCGGGAGCCUUAACUACUACGCCCAGUUCAUCGAGGAUCUACUCGUGCUAGCAGCUGCCCUCUACGAAGCAUCGGACGAGCAACUCCGCUCGGGACGAGAUCUGGAGAAGGCCAAAUAUGCCUUCAAGAUACUCAAGGACCGAUUAGUGUCGACGCCACUACUCCAGCAUCCCGACCCCUGGGAGGCAGCACACAACCUGGGGCUAGCACCCCUGGUAAGCUUCCUCCGAGGCGAGACCGAACAGCUGUCCCUGAGAUACACAACACACCUGGCCAAGAUUGCGGACCAGUUUGUGCUGGACUCCCGGGACGCACUGUUCUAUGACCUCCAGGAGGCCAUUCUGCACCACUGGCAUGCGGACCUCCAAGGUGCCCGUCAGGGCAUCAUCCGGACCUACGAGAGACUGCGCAAAGAAUUUUAUUGGAUUGGGAUGUUCAAGGACACUGGCGAUACGUCAAAUGUGCGGUUCUCGGGUUUCAUCAUGUGUAAAGCCAUGGCGAGCACUGAAGCCCAAUAUGGGGUUGAGGCUUUCGAUGAAUGCGUGUUCCGGAGGUUCAGAGUCAGCGAAAUGAUCCGUCACGACCAAGACCCGCGAUUCAUGGGUCCGGUGUUCAAACACUUCCGGGAGAUGCUCGGGAGCCGACAACGCGCGACCCUGGCUUAUCGGCCCCAGGCCAACGGCCAACAAGAGAGGUCAGUGCAGACAGUGAUCCGGAGUGUCAAAGUGGAGGCCAUGAGCAUCCCGGAGGACGACGACUUCUACGCCGCGCUGCUCCCCGACGUGAAGGAAUACCAGGUGAAACGGAAGGGGUGUGAAGCGCCGGACUGGGUUCCUCAGGGGCGUCUCAAUUGCGGGAGACUACUCUACGAGUUCGACCAAGGAGAGCGAGCCCGUGUGCGUUUCCAGGCUAUGCAGUCUGGAGACGAGCUCCCGGUUGAAGAAAUCCGGUAG
Messenger RNA from Phytophthora megakarya, 1443 nucleotides. The record is from the annotation of a GenBank genome assembly. Lineage: Eukaryota; Oomycota; Peronosporomycetes; Peronosporales; Peronosporaceae.